This is a messenger RNA of Aspergillus calidoustus, 624 nucleotides long. Lineage: Eukaryota; Fungi; Ascomycota; Eurotiomycetes; Eurotiales; Aspergillaceae. The record is from the annotation of a GenBank genome assembly.
AUGAAGCUUCAGUCUCUCGCCGUUGCCCUGGCCACUUGCCUGAGCUCUGUAGCUGCUCAGGGAAUGAGUGAUCUGCCAGCGUGUGCCCAAGACUGUGCUAUGGGCUCUAUCCCAGAAGAGUGCAGCGGAAUUAACAUUGCCUGCAUUUGCGGCACAGAGUCCUUCAUCGCGGAUAUGGCCUGCUGUGUUGGAAAGUCCUGCGAAGCAGAUGACCAGGCUGCCGCCCUCGACUUCGCAAAUGGUCUCUGCGAGGGUGCCGGUAUCACCAAUCUCCCUCAGACUGCCACCUGCGCCGGCGACUCGACUUCGACCGCCACCGAGAGCGAGACCGCUAGUGCCACCGAGACUACCUCCACUGAUGACUCGGAGACCACCACCACCGCGAGCGAUCCCGAGGAAACUGCGACCACCACCACCACCACCACUGAAGACCACGAGACCGGCACUGAGAGCACCACUGAGACCUCGACUCACUCCGCCACGGAGUCUGCCAACGAGACCUCGACCCCCACUGCGUCCGAGACUCCAGCUGAGCCUGAGGAGACCGAUGGUGCAGCUCUUCUCCGCGGCAAGGAGCUCGGUCUUGUUGCGGGUAUUGCAGCCGGUGUUGCAUUCUUGAUGUGA